CUGUCUGUCGUCACAGCAGGAGCAGCAGCAGCAGCAGGAGGAGCAGGAGCAGGAGGAGCAGCAGGGGGCAGCGGCAGCUCUUCACACCCACACAUGGAUCAACCAGGAGGAGACAGUGGUUCAGUUCUGCAAUGUUAUCAUCAGACGAGUGUGUGAAAACCAGUACAUGGAACUACUUUUUAAACCAUCUGUAAAAAGAUAUGCAUGCAGUCAGCCUGACAGUGGCUGCCAUGGGGAGGCGACCGAAAGGACAACAGAAUCCAGAUAAAUUAGAUAAGUGGAUUGACUGACAGAUUAUAGCUCUUCCUCAGUGGUGCCUCAGAAGAAAACCACAUAUAUUACGCAGAGAAUAAGGAUACACACGGAACAACAGGUCACCAUGUCCAUCGGCAAAGCCAACGUUAGAGAGACAAGAUUUUUAUUCACUGACAAACAAGCCUCAACUCACGAGACUCUUUGUGGAGUUCUCACUCCUGACCCUACAAAUUCAGGAGUGAGAGAUAGUCAUAUACGGUACGUUACUGUCACAUCCCUGACACUUACCAAACACAUGUAGAUCAGUGAUUGUUGCCCCAGUCAUCCUGCAAAAAAACAGAUUUGCACAUUACCAGGUAUCUACAAACAUGAACACAUUUUUAAUCUAAAUGAUUUCGAUUACCAUUUUCAGAAUCGGGCCUUCAGGAAAAGAGGAGGUUCAUGGAUGUUAUGAAGGAGGACAAGAGACAGGCAGAUGAACGGAGAAGCUGAAAAAGAGGGAGAAGAUUUAAAUGACCAUUUUGGGCAUAACUGAGAAGGCUAUAGUACUGGUAGCCAUGCUGACCAGCUUUAUGGAAGGUCUUCUCUGCUGCAUGACCUCAAAGUCUGCCAACGUUGUGGUUCCCGUAGAAACCUCCGAACCUGCUGAUGGCUAUGAGUUUGUGGAGGUCAAACCAGGACGCGUCCUGAGGGUUCGACACAUCGUUCCUGACCGGCCAGUAGUGGAGGAACCCACUGCGCAGGGCGGGAGUAUCAGCUGCAAAAGAAAGAUCACAGUAUAUCGGAAUGGACAAUUAUACAUUGAGAACUUGAGUGACACGGCGGACGCAAAGUUGAAAACCUGCCAGAAUGGAAAGAAAGAACCUAACACUACUGUAGAGGCUGAACUUGCAGACCACACUAACUCCCCUCCAGCUGUCAGCACCCAUGAGCCUAGGUCAGACUCUGUCACAGCUGCAAACAGCGGGGCACCUGAAACAGAAGGAGAAGGAGGGACGCCUGCCGAUGGACAGACUGACCAGAUCCAGCAACCCAGGAAGCGCAGGCGGAAGCCCAAGCGCACGGUGGUGAUCGACUGUGAGAGGAAGAUACUGGCCUGUAAAGGGACACAUCCGGACGUGGCUCUGUUCUUCAUCCAUGGAGUAGGAGGUUCGUUGGACAUCUGGGGGAGUCAGUUGGACUUCUUUUCACAGCUUGGCUACGAGGUGAUUGCUCUUGACCUGGCAGGUCACGGAGCCAGCUCAGCACCGCGGAUAGCUGCUGCGUACACGUUCUAUGCCCUGGCUGAGGACAUUAGACUACUCUUCAAGAGAUAUGCACGCAAGAGGAAUAUUCUCAUAGGACAUUCAUAUGGCGUGUCCUUCUGUACAUUUCUGGCCCACGAGUAUCCAGACCAGAUCCACAAAAUGGUGAUGAUCAACGGAGGAGGCCCCACAGCUUUGGAACCAAGUCUGUGCUCCAUCUUCAACCUGCCCAGCUGUGCCCUUCACUGUCUUUCCCCGCUGCUGGCCUGGAUCUUUCUCAAGGCCGGCUUCGCUCAACAGGGUGCCAAGCAGAAGCAGCUGCUGAGAGAGAACAAUGCCUUUAAUGUGUCGUCCUUUGUGCUGCGCGCUAUGAUGAGCGGACAGUACUGGCCCGAGGGGGACGAGGUGUACCACGCUGAAAUCACAGUGCCCAUCCUGCUGGUUCAUGGCAUCCACGACAAGUUUGUGCCCAUUGAAGAAGAUCAGCGCAUGGCAGAGAUCCUGCCAAUGGCCUUCUUGAAAUUGCUGGAGGACGGCAGUCACAUGGUCAUGAUGGAGUGUCCCGAGGCUGUCAACACACUCCUGCUUGAGUUUUUGCUCUGGGAGCCCGCCGCCACUCCGCUGCCAACAAAAGAGUCCAAAAAACGUCCAGAGACUGCCAAAGCCCUUUCCAACAACGCUAAAGCGUCGCCUGAGCCGGCCAAGGCCCGGCCCGCGACUGCCAGGCAAACCUCAAACUGUGGCGCAGAGGAGACGCCAGGCAGCAAGGCCAUAAAAUGACUGAAGAUUAAAGCUGAAACCUCCCGUGAUUGUUGCACUAAAUCACGGCUGGCUUUGCACUCUGUAAGUCCCGGGAAACCGAGAUGCUUGGAGCUGCUGAAGCUGGUGACGAGCCAAAAGAGCAGACUUACCUGAAACGGUCCAGCGAGAGUUAGACUUAAUAGAGGUGGAACACAAGAGAGGCUUCAAAUGUGAUGAAGGACAGAGGAUAAGGAGCUUCAAUCAGGGUGGUCAGCACACUUGACCUUGUCCCACACCGAGCAAGGACGAUUUGGUUGUGCCUUGAAGGUGAAUGCGGUGAUGAUGAUGAUGAUGAUGAUAAUGAUGCCAGAGGUUAAGCGAACAAGAAGUGCAAAUAGGAACACGCACGAGUAAAAGCACAGAACAGUCGUGGAGCAGAAAGAGUGGUCAAAGCUGACCUGUGUGGACAACUCCCAAAGUAUCACAGACGACACAGAGGUACAUUUUUCUAAAAUAAUGCUCAGUCUGAUAUUUGGUCCUUAAAUAUAGAAAAGCAAUGUAAGGCAAUUGGUCGCUAUGAUGCAUCUUUCGAGCUGCAGCAGAACCAGAACCUCAUCAAACUUUGUUUGAUCAGUGUGUGUAUGAUUUUUGUUACUUCAUCAGCCUCAUAUCUGAGGAAGUGUUUAAGUUGAGGGCUAAGAUUUGAAUUGUGGUUAGAUUGAGGUUACAGUUUGGUUAGGUUUUCUGUGUGUGUGUGUGUGUGUGUGUGUGUGUGUGUGUGUGUGUGUGUGCGCAUGUUUUGGGUUGAGGUGGUAAAUUGCACAUUAUAUAUAUGCAUAUUAAAUCAACUAUAAACCCUUGUUUUGUCAGACAUUUUGAAUGUCUGUGCCCUCUAAUGUGAAAAUGACAAUCAACUGAAAACUUGAACUGCCAUGUCCUUUUUCUUUCAGAGUAAACAGGGACUUUACCCAUAUUUUGACACAUCCCAGUAUUGUUGAGUUUAAAGUCAUGAUAACACUGAACGAUGUGUUCAGUGCAUCUACAUUCAUGACUACAACUCUGUGUUACUGUGAACAUCUGUGCUGUAAAUCUAGCAAGCAGUCGUCCAGCUGUAGGAAGCUGUGAAACCCCCUGUGACUUUUUUUCCACCACUAAAAUCUUUACAUCUCUUCUUUACAUUCAUGUUCAAAUGUGUAUCACAUUCAUGUAACUUCUGGUCCUUUAACAUAGAACAGUCACAGGUUUGAUUUGUACAAGGUGUGGAUGAAGCCGAGAUUCUGCAUAUUGAUAUUUUUUUAUACAAAGAAUAUACUUUUUAUAUGUUGUGCUUAGAUUUGUGAUGGAUAUUUAAGAGUUUUACAGGGUACUUUAGCAGGAGGUUGUCAGUGAUGCAGCUCUGUUCAGAGAAAUGGAACGGCUUAUGGCUGUUUUUAAAGCGGUUACAUUUUAUAUCUUGUGUCUUUGCCUUUGACAGCGAUGUUAUAAAUAAACAGCUGAUGUUUGAAAGUCAA
Molecule: messenger RNA, 3751 nt
Organism: Solea senegalensis (Senegalese sole)
Lineage: Eukaryota; Metazoa; Chordata; Actinopteri; Pleuronectiformes; Soleidae
Gene: abhd8b
Product: abhydrolase domain containing 8b
Exons: 6
Coding region: 768-2279 (503 amino acids)
Molecular function (GO): catalytic activity
Source: RefSeq, a predicted model, not a curated record